GGAGAUGUACAAGAUGAGGGAGAAGAUCCAAUAGAAGAGGGAAGGGAAGAUGAUGAUCCUCGUUUCAGAGCAUUUUUUGAAGAAAUUCAUGUCACUGAAACUGCAGCAGAAACUGGUCAUGAAGACGCACAAACUGCUCCUGAAGCUGCAGGUGAAGCUGAAGACAUAGAAUGUGAAGAAAAUAAUGCAGCUGCUGCAGAAGAUGAAGAAGAGUUUGAAAGACAAUGUUUUGAUGCUGAGAGACCAGAUCCAGCCAUGGAUACAGAUGACAAGAAAUGCUUACUCUAAGGAUAAGGAACCAUAUUUGUGGUUAUUGCAAGAGUUUAACAGUGGAGAAGAGUUCAAGGAUCAACUAUUGAGGUAUGUGUUGAAGUUAAACUAUGAUGUGAAGUUGUGUAGAUCGGGUGCAACCAAACUGGCAGCUAUAUGCAGGCAUGAUAACUGCAAUUGGAAGAUCUAUUGCUCUUCACACAAGCGUUCAGGGAAAUGGCAGGUGCAAACCUAUGUAGAUACUCAUCACCAUGGUAUAAGUGGGAAAGCUAGGAUGUUGAAACAAGGAGUAAUUGCGAGGAUGUUCAGAGAAGAAGCAAGAAGAAGGCCUGGAUUAAGGUGGAUUGAUAUCAAAGAUGAGAUUAUGAUGAGGUACACACUCUCUGUUUCUAAAUGGAUUUGCCAAAAAGCAAGGAGAAUGGCGUUUGAUUUGGUGAUUGAAACACAAAAGCAACAGUUUGCAAAGCUCUGGGAUUAUGAGGCUGAACUUAGGCGUUCUAACCAGGAUACACAUACAGAGAUUGUGACCAUUCCAAAAGCGUGUGGUAAGCAACAAUUUGACAAAUUCUACAUUUUUUUUGAGGCUUUAAGAAGAACAUGGAAGACUUGUUGUCGGCCUAUCAUUGGACUUGAUGGGUCCUUCUUGAAAUGGGAGUUGAAGGGUGAGAUUCUAGCUGCUGUUGGAAGGGAUGCAGAUAACAGAAUUUAUCCAGUGGCAUGUGCUGUUGUAAGAGUGGAGAACAAUGACAGCUGGGCUUGGUUUGUUCAGAAGCUAAAGGAGGAUUUGGAUUUGGGUGUAGGUAGUGGUUUGACUGUUAUUUCAGAUAAGCAGAAGGGUCUUCUGAAUGCUGUAGCUGACUUACUUCCAGAUGCAGAACACAGACAUUGUACUCGACAUAUUUUUGCUAAUUGGAGGAAGGUAUAUUAUGACUACUGUCAUGAGAGUUACUUUUGGGCAAUUGCAUACAGUGCAACAGAAGGAGACUUCAAGUAUAACAUGGAAGCUUUGAGAAGUUAUGAUCGUCCAGCAUUUGAUGAUUUACUGAAAACUGAGCCAAAGACAUGGUGUAAAGCCUUCUUUAGUGGCCGGUCUAGUUGUGAGGAUGUUUGCAACAAUUUUUCUGAGAGUUUCAACAGAACCAUCAAGGAUGCUAGACAGAAACCAAUAAUAAAUAUGCUUGAGGAUGUUAGGAGACAAGCAAUGAAGCGUAUAUCCAAGAGACGUCAUAAGACUGGGGUAUGUAAGACAAGAUUUCCACCCCACAUAAUGAGUAUUAUUGAAGCCAAUCGGAAGACUGCAUAAUUCUGUUAAGUGCUGGAAAGUAGUGAGAAUGUAUAUGAAGUGUUACAAGGUAGUGGGAGCUUCUGUGUAAAUCUGCUAACAAGGACGUGUGCUUGUAACCAAUAGACUCUCACAGGCAUUCCUUGUCCACAUGCAACAUUUGUCAUACUAGAACACAACCGUGAUCCAGAAGACUAUGUUGUCAGACACUAUCUCACAUCUUUCUGGCAAGCCAACUACAAGGAUAACAUACAACCAGUAAAUGGAGAAAGAUUGUGGACAAGAACUGGCAAAGGCACAAUUGAGGUUCCUGAUAAAAGGAAAAAGAGAGGGCGACCAAGGAAAUUUGCAAGGACAAAGGAACAAGGUGAAUCAUCCACAAACCCAACAAAGGCUUCAAGAGAAGGAAAAACAGUGACUUAUGCAAAUUGCAGGCAGACAGGCCAUAACAAAAGCACUUGCAAAAACCCUACUGUACACCCACCACCUUCACGCAAAAGAGGGAGACCAAGGAAGCAUUUGGAUAAUGAUGAUCCAUGGAGCAUACACAAUGCACCAAGGCGGUGGGAGCAAGCUCAAAGUCAAUCCACACCAACUGUCUCUCAAAGCCAAUCCACACAAAACCCUCAGCAUUCCAGUGCUCCUCCAGCAGCUAAUCCAAGUGGCACAGGCAAGGCUCGUGGACGUCCUCCUGGAGUUAAAAAUGGAGAAGGGAAAGGUCGUAGCAAAGCUCGUGGGAAGGGUCGUGGAAAAGGAUCAGAUGCUCCUAAGCCCCCUAUCUACUUUAUGUCUCCAUGGACUGACAAAGUCUUUGAUGUUUGGCAACCUAAAAAUAAAUAGGCUAGUAUUUUCUUAGGUUCUUAUUAACCUUGUAGGAUGAUGUUUUGGUGGGAUCUUUGGUUGUUUUUGGUCAGAUCCUUGUAUGUUUUAAACUAAACGGCUAAAAUGUUGGAUCAAUCGGAAUGUUUUCAUUUU
Capsella rubella is the source of this 2527-nucleotide messenger RNA. RefSeq lists its product as uncharacterized. The record is from RefSeq and is a predicted model, not a curated record. NCBI's taxonomy places the organism in Eukaryota, Viridiplantae, Streptophyta, Magnoliopsida, Brassicales, Brassicaceae. The transcript has 3 exons. The coding region runs from base 185 to 1573 and encodes 462 amino acids.